GUGCCCCUGAGGAGGACGGCAGUCAUGGCGGAGUUCGGUUCGGGCGGUCUGCUCGCGGCUCUGCUGCUCUUCACAGCCCUCACCUUACGGGAUGUUUAUGUGGGCCGGUCGGACCACAGAACCGGCGCCUUUCUAGAAACCGAACCGGAGAGCGGGAAACCCCCAAAAGCGGCGCUGUACUCCGGCCCAGUGCUCCAGUUCCGCUACUGCAUCUCCUGAGGCUACAGUAAAGUCUUCCAGGAAUACUCCCAGGCCAUCAGCCAGGUGUAUCCAGACAUCCGCAUCCAGGGGGAGAACUACCCUCCCACCCCGCUCAACAGGUUCAUCGGUAACCUGGUCUCGUAUCUGAAGCUUGUCUCCAUCCUCCUCAUCAUCAGCGGUCAGAACCCUUUCCCGCUCCUCGGUACCGACACGCCUGCGGUUUGGACCUGGACUCAGAACAACAAGAUCUUCUCGUGUCUGAUGGCCUUCUUCAUCAGUAACAUGAUGGAGACUCACUUCCUGUCUACGGGAGCCUUCGAGGUCACGCUGAACGACGUUCCCGUCUGGUCCAAGCUGCAGUCAGGUUACGUUCCAAACAUCCAGGAAAUGUUCCGGAUCCUCGACACGCACCUGAAGAUGAACCAGGCCGACCGCGUCGCCUUCGCCUCCGCUUAGAGCUGCACCACCUUCUCCUGAAUCAUCUGACCUCUGACCUGUCUCCCAGCCGUGCUGCAUUCAGGCUCAGUGGGAAAUUCAGCUGUUGGCGUUCAUGAAGGCGCGGCCUUAAAGCGGAUCUGCCGGGCUGCGCCGGAUGUCUCUGCCUCCAUACUGAUUCCCAUGAUGCAGUGGGCCAUCAGCUGGCGUGGACGACGGUCACAUGACUCUCACUCUCUGUUGUCAUUUGUUACAUUCUUGGUUUAUGAAUCCAAUUGGCCCGGUUCUGGCACCGUCGGAUCAGUUUAUUUUGUUUUAUUUAAAGUUUGGGCUUUUAUUGUGAAAACAGGAAGCUGGUCACAUCAACCUUAAUGUUCAGCUGAUGGAUUGUCUCCAGCUCAAAUAAAAAGUCUUAAAGGAAAAUUUCUUCUUCUGUGUUCUGCUUGGCGGAUGUCAGUUUGUCACCAUGACGACAGAUCAAUUAAUCCAGACCUGUCAAUGAUGCGUUUGAAGACCAAUGUAAAACCACGUAAAACUGAGACCAAUUGGCCAAAUCUUUCAGUUCAAAACCAAAAGGAAGACGAUAUUAUGAUGAGUUAAAUGUGGAUAAUUAAAGUUUUAUUUCCAAAAUUGAAGAUAAACAUUUGAGAGUAGAAAAUUUGCUUGAUAUAAUUUGAUUAAUUGUUUUUCUGCCUGCAUUCAUUUUCUCUCCAUGCAAAACUGGAAAUGAAGCAUCAUUUAUGAAUUCAUUUUAUUUCUAAUAAUCACAUGUUUAUCACAUUUUUUGCUAAAUUUCCUUCUAAUAUGACAAUUUCAGAAUAAAUGAUUCUGGAAGGAUUUGAAAAAACUUACAGUUGGGUUUUGUUGUUUGAAGAUAUUGGUCUUGUGUGAAUCAGUUUAACGAAGUGUGUGUCAUGUUCAAUAGAAGUUCCUGAUGAAACGGCUCGUUUUGUUUUUCUUCCUCUUCUAAAGGUCUUCCCUUCAUCAUCAACGUCAUUUCUAGCGUUCCAGUCUGUUAGUUACAGAAUCAAAUCUAAUGUGAAACCAGGAUUGACAGGAAGCUGUGGCCUCGAGUCAAACUGUAAAAACAAGUUUUCCAUCCUGCAGGGGGCGCUGUGAGGCCUCCACGACUUCCGCUGCAACAGAACAAGAGAGGAAGCUGCCGUUGGCGUCAGAAUCAGCGAGUCUGAGUCCGAGUUUUUGUCUUCUCCAGGUCGGAACCAAAGUGAUCCGGACUGCUGUGAUCCAUUCUGAGAAGGUUCUGGCUCCAGGUGUUAGUGGAACACCUGGAGGAGCUGCUGCUG
Molecule: messenger RNA, 1940 nt
Organism: Poeciliopsis prolifica (blackstripe livebearer)
Lineage: Eukaryota; Metazoa; Chordata; Actinopteri; Cyprinodontiformes; Poeciliidae
Product: selenoprotein T2-like
Exons: 5
Biological process (GO): cell redox homeostasis
Cellular component (GO): endoplasmic reticulum membrane
Molecular function (GO): thioredoxin-disulfide reductase (NADPH) activity
Source: RefSeq, a predicted model, not a curated record